AUUGACAAAGAAGUCACUCAGCCACGUUAGCAGCUGAGGCAUUCGUGAAAAUUUCCUCUCAGUCUAACGUGAACAAAAUGGAAUUCGUUCCUGAUGUCUCCAACAUCAAUCAGUUGAGUCAUGAGCGGUGUACAAUGUACAAGUAGGGUAUCAAUAAGAAGCUAAGGGGUUACACAUUCUGGUAUAUUUGAAAAUGAAAUAUUCAACGAUCUCUGAAUAUUUGUUCCCUUUUGUUGAUACGAAUUAUAUGAUGGCGCCUUUGCCUAUGGGGCUAUUUCCAUGACUGUGUCUGCCGUAUUGUCAUUAUCAUUUUCAAUGGGAUUCGAUGAAAAAUAAGACUAUGUUAUAUCACAAAAAGUGCAAAGCAAUUACGUAUUGAAUGAAAGUAUAAUCAUGAUAAUUGUGUCAGUAUAGACAUGAUAGAAAAGCUGUCGAUUUAUCUCAGUGAGGUUAAAUGUCACAAAACCACUUUAGUCAAUGAAACUUCGAUCUAUUUUUCCCCCGGCAAGUACACGUUAUUCACCAACUCAUUCUCACCAUCAUAUAAUUGAGAGUCCCAUUACUAUAUGCUUUGUUUCUAAUGCAAGGUUGUGGAUUCCAUUGGGUUAGAAAAAUAAAGAGGGAUCUAUUUGUAAAUUGUAAUCCAUGAAAUUUGGAAAAGGGCCCUCAAAAACCCAUCUCCAUGCAUGAUCGAACCACACGUUGAUGACAUAUUUCAGGAGCUUUCGAUUAAUUUCAAGCGAUAAUGGUCAGCUCAACGUUGCGUUGCCCACAGCAACAGUGUACACAGUCAUCUGUCACGAGGUUUGCAUUUCAAAUGGACAAAAGAAUUGACCAUACAUACCGGUGGUGAUUUUCGAUCGAUCGCACAAUAUAGGCAAACGUUAGGCGAGGACUGAUGAAUGGGAAGCCAUUGACCCCCCCCCCUCCUCCUCUUCCCCCUCCUUGCAACAAAAUACCAAGGGCAAUCGCCUGGCGACCGUUGAGAGGCGCCAACCGUUAGCCAAUCACAGGCCGUUGUUUGGUUGUUCAGGUAUCGGGGAGAGAAUUGUAUAAAUAGGAGGGUCCCGUUAGGCCAACCACCAUUCAUAACCUGCUUCAGACACAUCGCACGUCGGCGGCACUAGUGAAUUGUGACUUUCAAGUCAACUUUUCGACAACAUCCCAACUCAAAUACCUCAAUAUGCGUGAAUGUAUCUCUAUCCACGUCGGCCAAGCCGGAGUCCAGAUAGGUAAUGCCUGCUGGGAGUUGUACUGCCUUGAGCACGGCAUCCAGCCUGAUGGUCAGAUGCCCUCAGACAAGACCAUUGGUGGUGGUGAUGACUCCUUUAACACCUUCUUCAGUGAGACUGGAGCUGGCAAGCACGUCCCCCGUGCCGUCUUCGUCGAUCUCGAACCAACCGUAGUCGAUGAGGUUCGUACCGGUACUUACCGCCAGCUCUUCCACCCUGAGCAGUUGAUCACCGGCAAGGAGGAUGCUGCCAACAACUACGCCCGUGGUCACUACACCGUCGGAAAAGAACUGAUCGAUAUCGUCCUCGACAGGAUCAGGAAGCUGGCUGACCAGUGCACAGGUCUCCAGGGAUUCCUCAUCUUCCACAGCUUCGGUGGUGGCACCGGCUCUGGCUUCACCUCUCUGUUGAUGGAACGUCUCUCCGUCGACUAUGGAAAGAAGUCCAAACUGGAGUUUGCCAUCUACCCAGCACCUCAGGUAUCUACCGCUGUCGUCGAGCCUUACAACUCAAUCCUCACCACUCAUACCACCCUCGAGCACUCAGAUUGCGCCUUCAUGGUCGACAACGAGGCCAUCUACGAUAUCUGCCGUCGUAACCUCGACAUCGAGCGACCUACUUACACCAACCUGAACCGUCUCAUCGGCCAGAUCGUCUCCUCCAUCACCGCUUCUCUGCGAUUCGAUGGUGCCCUCAACGUCGAUCUUACCGAGUUCCAGACCAACUUGGUGCCCUACCCACGUAUCCAUUUCCCUCUUGCCGUCUAUGCCCCAGUCAUCUCUGCUGAGAAGGCAUACCACGAGCAGUUGACCGUUGCCGAGAUUACUAACGCCUGCUUCGAGCCCGCCAACCAGAUGGUGAAAUGCGAUCCUCGCCACGGCAAGUACAUGGCCUGCUGUCUCCUGUACCGUGGUGAUGUCGUCCCCAAGGAUGUCAACGCCGCCAUCGCUACCAUCAAGACCAAGCGUACCAUCCAGUUCGUCGACUGGUGUCCAACUGGCUUCAAGGUCGGUAUCAACUACCAACCACCCACCGUCGUUCCUGGUGGUGAUCUUGCCAAGGUUCAACGUGCCGUCUGCAUGUUGAGCAAUACCACCGCCAUCGCCGAGGCUUGGGCCCGUCUCGACCACAAGUUCGAUCUGAUGUACGCCAAGCGUGCUUUCGUCCAUUGGUACGUCGGAGAGGGUAUGGAGGAAGGAGAGUUCUCCGAGGCUCGUGAAGAUCUUGCUGCUCUCGAGAAGGACUACGAAGAAGUCGGCACUGACUCCGUCGACGCAGAGGGAGAGGAAGAAGAAGGCGACGAGUAUUAAAGUAUAACGCAAAAUGAACCCAAUCUUUCAGACCAUCAUCGGCAAAACUUCCUCUAAAAGAUGAAGAUAUUCUAAGAAUACCUUAAUCGAAUUUCCGUCCACAUAACUCGCGACUUUCAGAGGGAAAGUAAUUGUUCAAAACAGUAAAACGAUGAUACCAAUACAGUAUGUGAUCAUUAAGAUUAAAUCAUGAUCAACCUAAAA
Messenger RNA from Lytechinus pictus (painted urchin), 2746 nucleotides. RefSeq names its product tubulin alpha-1 chain-like. Lineage: Eukaryota; Metazoa; Echinodermata; Echinoidea; Temnopleuroida; Toxopneustidae. The transcript has 3 exons. Gene Ontology annotation, cellular component: cytoplasm; microtubule. Gene Ontology annotation, biological process: mitotic cell cycle; microtubule cytoskeleton organization. Gene Ontology annotation, molecular function: structural constituent of cytoskeleton; GTP binding. The record is from RefSeq and is a predicted model, not a curated record. Bases 1184 to 2542 code for a protein of 452 amino acids.